This is a messenger RNA of Trichoderma gamsii, 252 nucleotides long. RefSeq lists its product as hypothetical. The annotation marks the transcript as partial. The transcript has 2 exons. The record is from RefSeq and is a predicted model, not a curated record. NCBI's taxonomy places the organism in Eukaryota, Fungi, Ascomycota, Sordariomycetes, Hypocreales, Hypocreaceae.
GUACUUGAAGUACUAAAUUCUACCUCACUAGUUGACAAAGGUCCAGAAGCGGAAGAUAAUCAGACCUAUAAGUACACGGUUACGGCAAUUACUGGCCAACAUCAAGUCACUUCCAGUAUAAAGAAGUGUAUCGGGCGGACAAAGCCGCUACCCACCCAACGACAGUCAUAUCGAUUUCCUUUUCACAUUAUAUACCUUCAUCGCAAUUUGUGGCGCAGUAUGCAUAAGGUCAGAAACCACCUAGGUACUUAA